Molecule: messenger RNA, 2091 nt
Organism: Porites lobata
Lineage: Eukaryota; Metazoa; Cnidaria; Anthozoa; Scleractinia; Poritidae
Source: the annotation of a GenBank genome assembly
AGACUUCUGGUUCUUUACGAUACGUCUCGGGCAACACCAGGCGAUGUGAUCGAUCAUUUCUGUGAUGCAGUAAACGCGUUUAAGCCCCCCGGAAGUCUGGAAAUUAAAGAAAGGGACAUAAAAGUCCUGCAGCUGACUGCUGAUACUAACGAUUCUUCCAGUGUUUUGUCUCUCUCUGAAUCGCAAAGCACCGACGUCAAGCCGUGGAUAUCAGAAUGGCUAAAACAAAAUGGCGUCGUGCUCGUUUGUACUCUUUCUAAACACGAUAUCAAGUCAUUCCUUGACGAUGUCAACUUAAAAAGUGGAAAGCUAGUGCUAUUCUCACUAGGAAAAUGUAACCCAAACUCCUGGAACGGUUGCGUUCGCCUGGAUCUAGAUCCCGAUGAUGUAACAAGCCCAAAGGAUUUCGAAGAUCGUUUAGAAGAACUUGUGGCGACUGUUAAAGCUGAAUGAACGGCAACAUUGACAAGCGACGCUUUCGAAAACGUUUUCGGUGUUUUCGAUUCAGUCCCUGUUCUUUGAAAUACCUCACCUGUAUCUUUUUUACUAACUGUACUCUUUACUCUUGCCGUGAACAGUUUCGACAUUCAGUGCUAACUGGUACUCCGUUCUUUAUCGUUGCCUUCCGUGGACACAGCCACGUGACCACAGAUGUCACGUGGGUGAUAGUCUGUCCAGGUUUGCUGGCAUCUGUGGUCAUGCGGCUGUGUCCACGGAAGGCAAAGAGUUUAGUUAGCAAUUCGCGCACGCGCAACUCUAUAGAUUUUUUGAAUGACGGUCAAAAAAAUUCAAUCUUAAGCUGUCGUUUUCCUUAGCAUGUGUGCCAUCAUUUAACCAAAAUCAUAAUCUUCCAUACUAAAUAUUUCUUUUUCGGUUUCAUCAUCCUUAGUUUCAGUUUCUGCUCUUAUCCUGCUCAAUUUAGUUCUUGCGUUUCGUUCAUUAAAGUAAAGUCCCGUUGAUAACUUAUAUUGAUGCCCACGCUGACUCAAUAAUUUUAUCUUUAUUUUUAUUAGAAAUACAGAUAAACUCAAGGCUCUCUAUCCUAGGGCGGAAAUUUUUAUUAAAAUGGACUACAAAAACAGCAGAUGUUACAAGAGCUUAUCAGUUCCUGAAUAAAUAAAGAUCGUAGAAUAACUAAUACGAGGCAUGCUACAAAGGACUGGUCAAUAUGUAUUUUUGUAAUAAGAAAGUUUUUUGUAUGAAAUUGUUCUAAAGCGGAAAGGUAAGUCGAUGAAGUAAUAAAAAAUUGACUGUAACUGUUUACUGCUGUCUGUUAGAAAGUGCAGAAGUGAGGAGACUACAUCUUUGACUAAAAUUGUUAUUCAAUUCUUUGAUAUGCUAAUUUAAUGUUAUUCUACAUGGCAGGUUAGAAUAAAAACUUCAUUAAUAAAUCACUUCUUACCUUCAGUUAAAGUGACUUUAGUCGAACGGCGCUAAGGUUACAAAGUCAGAAAUCGAUAGAUUUCACUAUUCGAAUGCUUGAAUUGAGUACAAGUUUUGUCCGGAUGGCAUUGAACUGAAAACAAUUUAUCAACAAAUGGGCGGCUUUUUUAAAGUUUCUUUCAGAUGGGAAACAAACAAACCAAGAAAAAAUCAUCAGUCAAAGCACAAGCUAAACCUGCUGUAUCGAGAGGAAAAUCCUUGGAUAAUGUAAAAAGGGUGCUGCUCUUAUACAAAGCAUCGACAGAAAGCUCAGAAACUCAAGACAUCGUAGAUCAUUUUUGUGAUGCACUGAAUCAAGUAAAACCUCCUGGAUGUGUGUCAAUAGAAAACGAAAACCUUUUGAAUGUAUUCAAGUACGAAAAGGAAGGCGUCAAGAAUCGAACAGAGAAAUGGCUGGCUGCACCCAAUAGCGUCCUUAUAAUCCUCUGCUUAGGCGGGCAAGAAGAUUUAUCGCGCCAACAUUUCACCGACAAUAAUGGCGCCUUGUUCACUAAGAUUUUCCCCGUUUGUCUUGGAACAGUGGUGCCAACCGAGUGGCCUGAAGCUUACUGUCUUGGUGUGGCAAACCCCGAGAAGAUUAACCGGCCGAAUGAUUUCGAAGGAGGCGGUUUAGACACCCUUGUGGCGGCCAUCCGUGGAGUUGAGUAA